Molecule: messenger RNA, 1735 nt
Organism: Rhododendron vialii
Lineage: Eukaryota; Viridiplantae; Streptophyta; Magnoliopsida; Ericales; Ericaceae
Product: myb-related protein 2-like
Exons: 7
Coding region: 144-1388 (414 amino acids)
Molecular function (GO): DNA binding; DNA-binding transcription factor activity
Source: RefSeq, a predicted model, not a curated record
GUCAAACAAGACAUCAGAUAGAUAAGAGCAGUUGCAGACGGGUUUCUUUGGCAAAGUAUCAGCAUUUUCAACAGAAUCAAAUUUUAGCUCUCCGAGGGAAGCAGAUUGGAUCAUUACUGUCAUUAGAACUCCUCCUCAGAUAGAUGUAUAAUAACCACCAUCAGGGAAAGAACAUCCAUCCCUCCUCGAGAAUGGCAGUCCCUCCAGAGAGGCAUUUGCUCAUGCGAGGAGUGAAUGGACCAGUAGAUUCUGGACUCGUACUUUCAACCGACGCAAAGCCUAGACUAAAAUGGACACCAGACCUCCACGAACGGUUCAUAGCAGCAGUCAGUCAGCUUGGAGGAGCAGACAAGGCCACUCCGAAAUCAGUUUUGAAACUCAUGGGGAUUCCAGGACUUACAUUAUACCACUUAAAGAGCCAUCUUCAGAAGUACAGGCUCAGUAAGAAUCUCCAUGGACACGCUAACAGUGGGACAAACAAAAAUGUGGCAGGAGACAGGAUGUCUGAAACAAAUGGAACUCAUAUGGAUAAUCCAAGCAUUGGAACCCAAACAAACAAAAGCUUACCCAUAAGUGAAGCCAUACAGAUUCAGAUUGAAGUGCAGAGAAGACUACACGAGCAGCUUGAGGUACAGCGGCACUUACAGCUCCGUAUAGAGGCCCAAGGAAAAUACCUACAGUCAGUGCUUGAGAAAGCCCAGGAGACCCUUGGAAGACAGAACUUGGGUACAGUCGGAUUAGAGGCUGCGAAGGUUCAGCUCUCUGAAUUGGUCUCGAAAGUAUCUACCCAAUGUCUGAAUCCUACUAUCUCAGGGCUGAAAGAAGUGUCAGGUCUGUGCCCACAGCAAACACAAGCAUCCCAGCCCACAGAUUGUUCCAUGGAUAGCUGCUUGACCUCGUGUGAAGGCUCUCAAAGGGAUCAAGAGAUGCACAACAGCGGAAUGGGAUUUAUAUCUUUUGAUGGCAAUACAAAUUUCGGGACAAAAGAGGUUGACCGUGACCCUAGACUGCAGCAGACUGAACUCAGAUGGCGCGAAGACAUGAAAGAAAAUAGAAAUUUUUUUCUACCAAUGACAAAAAACACAGAAAGAUCAUUUGCUACGGGAAUUAACUCCGAUGACUUAUCCAUAGGAGUUGGACUUCAAGGAGGAAAAGGAAAUAGCAGCAGCUUCUUUUCAGAAAGAAGGUUUAGAGGAAGGGAUGAGAAUCUCUGUACUCUAGACCAGACCACCAAAAGAACUGAUUCAGUUCGACGGGAUGAUGACAAGAUACCACCAGGAUUUAAACUGCCUUACUUUGGACCAACACUAGACUUGAACACCCGAGAUGAAAAUGAUGCUGCUUCAAACUGCAAGCAAAUAGACUUGAAUGGUUUCAGCUGGAACUGAGGGAGUUAGCUGUAAGAAGAAAGAAUACAAGUUGAAGCGGAAAUGCGUCUUCAACUUUUGAUUCUUCAUCAUAAAACGAAGUUAGGACUUCGUUACGGAAGCCUGUUUCUCCCUCAUUCAGGGUAGAUGUAGACCAAAAAGAGUUGACAGCAGUAGUAUUUGUAAGCUAUAUAGCUCUGGCAAAAUAUGCAAUUUUACUCACUGUUAAGUGUAGACUUCCAUUAAUGGGGAGCGCAAAGAGCAUCCAAUGCAAAUCAGCAGAAUUAAAGUACCUAAUCAGAAUAGCGCCUGUACUGAGAGAGGGGUCAAGGUUGCAAGAUAAUAAUAUCUUCAGUCAAGCAGCAAAA